This is a messenger RNA of Bufo bufo (common toad), 3313 nucleotides long. RefSeq names its product syntrophin beta 2 (gene SNTB2). Bases 96 to 1646 code for a protein of 516 amino acids. The record is from RefSeq and is a predicted model, not a curated record. Gene Ontology annotation, molecular function: structural molecule activity; protein binding. The transcript is spliced from 7 exons. NCBI's taxonomy places the organism in Eukaryota, Metazoa, Chordata, Amphibia, Anura, Bufonidae. Gene Ontology annotation, cellular component: dystrophin-associated glycoprotein complex; synapse; intracellular anatomical structure.
AGCGUGUGUGGAGGAGGCCGGGGAGGAGGCAGCCGCUGACACUGGCAGGAAGUUGGCGGCGCAGGAGGCAGCAGCUCGUCAGUUCGGCGCUCGCCAUGGCUGUGUGGACCCGAGCCUCCAAGUCCGGGCUCCUGGAUCUGCUGCUGCAGGACCACUGGGUGCGGGUCCACGCCGAGCUCUCCGGGGAGACCCUGAGCCUGACCUCGGAGCAGGAGCCGGCCGCGCUCAAUGGCAUGAGCAAUGGCACGGAGCUGGCCCCGGGCAGUCCCCGCAGGGGCCCCGGGCGCUCUGGAGCUAGUUCCCCCAGAUCAGACUGCGGCUCCGAGUCCGGGGUGGGCAGCCCCGGGGCCAGGUUCCCCCUGGACAGCCCGGAGGAGGGCGCGGAGCCGGCGAGGAAGGUGCGGGUGGUGAAGCAGGAGUUCGGAGGACUGGGCAUCAGCAUCAAGGGCGGCCAGGAGAACCGCAUGCCCAUCCUCAUCUCCAAGAUCUUCCCGGGGCUGGCAGCGGACAAGAGCCAGGCUCUCCGGGUGGGGGAUGCCAUCCUGGCCGUCAACGGGGCCGACCUGAGGAAUGCCACCCAUGACCAAGCUGUGCAAGUGCUGAAGAAAGCGGGCAAGGAGGUGACACUGGAAGUGCGCUUCCUGCAGGACGUGUCCCCCUAUAUCCGGAAGGCGUCCCUGGUGGGUGAUCUUCCCUGGGACGGUUGCGACCUCGGCAGUCCAGCGCACAGCGAUGCGUCCGGUUCUCCCAAACACGGAUCGAGGGACUGCAAGGUCAUUCCCUUAAAAAUGUGUUACGCUGCGAGAAAUCUGAGCAUGUACGACCCCGAGGGACGGCUGGUAGAGCUGCGCUCACCGGAUGGAUGUCACUCGCUGGUGCUGCGCUGUCGAGAUUCCGCCUCCUCCCUGUCCUGGUCACAGGCCCUGCACAACAACAUUACCGCUCUGCUGCCACAGGUCCUGGCGGAAACCCAGUGCAUGCUGGGAGCGGCGGCCGACGACCUCCGAUAUUUAGGCUGGGUGGCCGAACAGGUCUCUCAGGACGAUGGCCGGGCUUUAUGGCAUCCAAUACUUGCAGUUGUUUCUCCAAAGGAUUUUCUUCUCUUCGAGGCAAUGCCCAGGACGCGGGACGAGUGGGCGCACCCCAAGCUUAAGUUGCCGCUGAUCUCCACAAGAUUAGUACACUCAGGACCGGGGCACAACUCGCCCUCUUUGGCGCCACAUCUAACUUUUGCCACUCGCACGGGGUGCCCUCAGGGAAUUGACAUGCACGUCUUCCGCGUGGAGAACCAGCGGGAUCUUUCUGCUUGGACGAGAGCGCUGGUGCAGGGGUGUCACAUGUCAGCCGAACUCACGAGGGAGGUCACCAUCAGCUGUUCUCUACGCGGGGAAGCCGUCUCCCUCUCCAUCCAUUACGACACAGGAUUCACAGUGUGCCGCGGAGGGCCCUCGGGCCCCGUCAUGUACAGAUACCCAUUUGAGAAGCUCCGUAUGUCAGCAGACGAUGGGACCAAACAUCUUUAUCUGGACUUUGGUGGACCAGAAGGAGAACUGGCUCUGGAUUUGCACACGUGCCCGAAGCCCGUUGUUUUCCUGUUGCACACAUUCCUUUCUGCUAAGGUCAGCCGGAUGGGUCUGCUGGCCUGACCCUAGAGUGCCCCCCGCAGGACACAUUCCGCACAGGGCUAUCCCUAUAAUUCGUGCCUUCCAGCGACAAUCAAGAACAUGUAAGGAGGGACAACAUGCGGCGUCCGCUCAUACCACGUGUUCACCAAGGAGCCGCCAUCCUGUCUCGUGACCGCACGGGCUGACAGGACCCCCCCCAUCCUCCUCCCAAAGAUGUGAGCGCCCUAGCCGCAGCCCGUCAGAAUUCAACAGACACUCGCUGUUCGUUUUGUCCGGCGAGAUCCGCUGACGAAGUCGGUGUCUUUUAUCACUACAGUGACUGAAGUUUUCCUCUGGGAUUAUGAAGCCAUAUCGUUUUUAUGACCAAAGUGCCUUUUAUGUUACUGCUGCCUUAAAUUUUUAUUAUGCACAAAUCAUAUUUAUAGAGGAUAUAGAGAGAGAUAUAUAUAUAUAUACAUAUGUAUAGAUCUGCACACAUAUCUGCACCAUACAUAACACGUAUACCGUCUCCAGACGCAGGGUAUUCGCCAGCAGCCACGAGCCGUCGUUUUCGGACUCUUUGGCUGCCUCUGGGUCUCAGUUUAGACCAAAUGGGCGUUGAUUUUAACCAAAGAUUAUACCGAGCAGGGAUACACCGUAUGUAUUGUGGAAGAGAUGCCUCGCUUCAAGGAAAAAUAUACAUCAUUUAAAGGAAUCCGGCUCUUUUACCUUUCUAGAAUGUGUGCAUUAACUCCUAUAUACACGUCCAGCUGAUCUGUUACAAGAUCUCUGCUUCCUGUCAGCGAUUGGAAGCAUUCUUGUCUGCUACCUGAGGCUGAAAACCCGUACCGACCAAAUACAGCAGAGCGUUUCCGACAGUGGUCUCCAGCCUGGGCAAUCCUCUGUGACCUAAGCGUGCAGCACUCUGGGCCGAUACAUUGUUCCCUGCACUGAUACAUUGUAGCAAACGAUCAGGACAGGAGAGCGAUCUGUGUCGCUGAUGUAUUCAGCUCCCAGGUGUUUCAGGUCUGUAUGGGGUUUUCAUCCUCUGAAGGGUCGCAUUCAUUGACCGCAAACAGAGGUCUUGAAAACAGUGAAGCACUGAGACACAAACUAUAUUGGAAAGUAACCGAUUUGGAUAUGGAACACUAAUGGGGCUGUCCUCUGCUGUGCUGUACCCCCAUCUGCUUCUGAUUUCAUGCAGAUCAUGAUUUUUUUUUUCUAUUGGAUUCCAUAUGGAAAAAGAAAUUGUUGCAUGCUCCAUCGGACUCGGAGAUAUAAACGGAGAUAUUUUCCCGUAUAAGCCUGUACGACUGCUUUCGGGGUGGGGAUCUGCGUUGUGCAAGAACCCUUAUUUAAUCAGAUUUGAGGGCUAUCCACAAGAUGGCCGCCUCUGCCUUAUUGAUGAUUUUUAGUUAUGCAGUGGUGUCAUGCUGCCACCUAGUGGCCAGUUUGUAGUAAGCCUGAUUUUUUUUCUUUUUUUUUUAAUCUGUUGCAUUAGACGAAUGGAGCUUAAGUCUCAGAAGUUGCUUUAUUCAACAGCACAUUUCUGCACCUGCUAAGCUUCAACCAGGGCAUCUUAUAGGUGCACCCGGGUACUGUGGCUGCUGUGGUAUACUCUAGAAGUUUGGGCCUUAUGCUGAUCAUAAAAUAUAUAUAGAUGUCAUCAUGGCAUUUGCUUUUCAACCUCUGGAAGCAAACAAGAAUGC